Messenger RNA from Guyanagaster necrorhizus, 2025 nucleotides. RefSeq lists its product as uncharacterized. The coding region runs from base 1 to 2025 and encodes 674 amino acids. Gene Ontology annotation, cellular component: plasma membrane. The transcript has 11 exons. Lineage: Eukaryota; Fungi; Basidiomycota; Agaricomycetes; Agaricales; Physalacriaceae. Gene Ontology annotation, molecular function: sucrose:proton symporter activity. The record is from RefSeq and is a predicted model, not a curated record. Gene Ontology annotation, biological process: transmembrane transport.
AUGACCGGUGGCAGCUUCACCACAUUUGACAGAAAUGAAGCCAGUGCUGGUAGACUGACCGGACACGCCUACAUUCGCGGUCCUAAGCACCUUCACUUACCCAUCCUUACCAUCGGCUUCCUAGGCAUUCAGCUUUUCUGGUCUGUAGAACAAUCCUACGGGUCUCCGUAUCUGCUUUCGCUUGGUCUCUCAAAGUCCGCCAUGGCUAUGGUCUUCGUAGCGGGACCUCUGUCCGGCUUGGUCGUGCAGCCACUGAUUGGUGUGCUCGCCGACGGGUGCACAUCGAGGUGGGGACGACGACGACCAUAUAUGAUGGGAGGUGUGCUCAUAUGCAUUUCUGCGAUGCUUUUGUUGGGAUGGACGAGACAGGUUGGGGCCUGGUUCACGUCAAAGCAAUCUUUGGUAGUGUGGCUAGGCAUCCUUUCCAUAUAUUUUAUCGAUUUCAGUAUCAAUGCAGUCAUGGCCGUGGAUCGCGCCCUUCUCGUUGAUACCUUGCCAGCCUCGCAGCAACCAGCCGCAAACGCAUGGGCCGCGGCGAUGUUUAGUCUAGGAAGCGUCAUCGGCUUUUUCUUCGGUAACCUAGACCUCCCCUCUCUUCUGCCGUUUCUUGGACAUGCAGAACUCGAGGUUUUCAGUAUCAUUGUCAGCUUCCUUCUACUUGCCGGGCACGUUUCAAUGGCCAUUUUCGUCAAGGAAAAAGUCCUUCUCACAAUAGCACCGGGUCCUAGAGGCCCGCUCAUCCGAACAUUCAUCCAACAAUUCAAGACGAUAUUUACCAGUAUUCGGACGCUGCCUAGAGUAAUUAAACAGAUCUGCAUAAUACAAUUCUUUACCUGGAUUUCUUGGUUCCCGUUGCUCUUCUACACCACGCUCUACAUCGGAGACCUUCACAAACGGGAAUAUUAUACGUCUCUUCUCCUUACGGAAUCCGUCGGCCCUUCAACUUUGGAGUUAAUCAAUUCUACAGGUAUUUCGAGGCAGGACGACAUAGAUGCGUUGGAGGCGGAAUCUACGCGUCUAGGGUCUCGGGCCCUUUUCUUCUCAUCAAUAUUGGCUCUCUUGUCGAAUGUUCUUCUCCCUUUUUUUAUCGUCAAACCACGUCAUAAACCAGCGCGUCAUGUUAAUGCCCGAUACUAUAAUACUCGGGCGCAGAAUGAAACGGAUGGGUAUACACAAAGUCCUACUGCGGCAGGGAGGUUGUGGGCGUCAUGGAGAAUUCCCGACGUGAUCAGGGUGCAUCUGGCGAGCCUGUGGGCCGUGAGUCAUGUGGUGUUUGCUGGAUGCAUGUUGGGCACUUUCUUCACAACCUCAGUCAAAGGGGCAACCUUUCUGAUAACCGUAACCGGAUUCUCGUGGGCCAUCGUUCAGUGGGCUCCAUUUGCAUUGUUAGGUGAAGCCAUAUUGACGGAGCCAACGUCUGGUGCCGGUGACGCGGGUGCUAUAAUGCUCACGGACACGAGGUCUUCCAAUGCAGGGGUGGAAGAGGUCGUGUUCGAGGAUCCAGAACAUGAUUCCGACUCUGAUAUCGGAUCGGACCAGAAAGAGACAUCAAGAUCAAGGCUGAUGGGCAAUCCUGAUGCUAGUGUCAGUAGGGUCAACAUCUCUGGGAAUCGCGUUGAAUUGUAUGAAGAGGAGGAAGAGGAGGAAGAGGAGGGUGAAGAUGCUGUGUUAGUCGGUAGGCGGAGAUCGGAUCUUGAAAUUAGCGAAACAGGAGAUGGGGUAACUACCGAAGACUUGAGCGCAAAAGCGGGCAUCAUCCUGGGAAUACAUAACAUAUUUGUUGUGGUACCGCAGUUCCUUGUAACGGGCAUCUCAUCCAUUAUUUUCGCUGUCUUCGACAAAGAUACCAGGGUAGCCCAUGACGGAGACGCCAGCUCCGCAAAAAACGGAGCCAAGGCCGCAAGCAUCAUGAAUGCAGCUGCAGGGUCAAAUUCGGUGGUGUAUGUGUUCCGGAUCGGCGGCAUAGCAGCAUUGAUCGCCUUUGUGUUGAGUUGGCGACUCGCAAAGGAACUCAGACACCGAUGA